GCAAUGUAACCCCAAUGCCAUUUGAGUCUAAAUAUGUUGCUUAAAACUCAGUCAAUACCCCAUUUGUCAAAUGCUUCAAGAACAUCUCUCUUCAAGUCUUCAUCUUUUUCUUUCUCUCUCUAGAAUUUAGCUGUUUUUCUAAUCAAAACUCCCAAAAUUCUAAAACCCUUUUCAUCAUUUCUUCCAAUUUCACCAUUUUCUUAUUCUGUAAAUACAUAUAGGAAAACAGUGUAGCAGCGAAACCGCCAUGGCUGCAAACAAGUUCGCGACCAUGCUGCAUAACAAUACAAACAGGAUCACUCUAGUUCUCAUUUAUGCUGUUCUUGAAUGGACGCUUAUAAUCCUCCUCCUCCUCAAUUCCGUUUUCUCCUAUUUAAUCGUCAAUUUUGCCCAAUUCUUCGGCUUAAAACCGCCAUGUUUCUGGUGUGCUCGAAUUGAUAAAUUUCUCGAAUCCGAUGACAACAAUUUUCAGUACCAUCUAUGUGAGCUUCAUUCAAAGGAAGUUUCGCAUAUGGGGUUCUGUUCGAUUCAUCAAAAGCUAGCGGAAUCACAUGAUAUGUGUGAGGAUUGUUCAUCCUCCGAUCUGGGUUUUCAAAAAGAGUCAAGGAAUUUUGUGUUCUCGAAGGUGGAAAGAAUUGAUGCGAUUCAGAGUGAUGAAGAAGAUGAAGUGAAUUUGAAGUGUUCCUGCUGCAGAGUGAAUUUUGAGAGAAAAAUUGUCCAUGAUUCUUCUUGUUUUGUUAUUCAUCCUUUGUGGGAUAUAUUGGGUAAUGCCAAGAAAGUGAAUUCCGUUGAUGAUCAUAUCGAAAAAUUCGUUGAUGAUGACCAGAUAGAAUCGCUUUAUGUUGAAGAAACCAACAAAAUUGACGGUAAUGAAGAAUUUGAAACAGAGGAAGCUGAGAUUGAAGUGAUUAGAGAUUUGAAUGCAUUUGAACAGAGUUUGAUUCAGUUUGAUAAAGGGGAAGAUUUAAAUUCACAUGAUCUUCAUUCCUUCAUUGAUUACAGUGGAAAUCAGUUGUUUCCAUUUGAAUUAAGUGAUCCGAAAACAGACGAAAUUCGAACUGAUCCAGAAGAAGAAGAUCAUGAGUUUGGGGAUUUUCAAAAAGCACAGGUGAAUUCAGGAGAAAUUUAUGAUUCCGAUCAUCAGAAAACAGAGGAAUCAUCUAAAUUUUCGGAGAAAACUGUUGCUUACCAUGAAAGUUUAAUUUAUUUCGGUAAUGCCCAAGUCGUCGAUGAUGAAAAAACUCAAUCCCCAGCAAUCGACACUGAAGAACUUCAAGAAAGAGAUUUAGAUAUUCAUUCAUCAGAAAUUGAUGAUUCUAUUCAACAGAAUACAGAGGCAUUAUCUAAAUUUUCUGAGAAAACAUUUGUUUCCCAUGAGAAUUUAAUAGAUUUCGGUAAUGAGCAAGUCGCCAUUGAUGAACAAACUCAACUUCCACCAAUCAACACUGAAGAACUUCACGAAAGCGAUUCAGAUAUUCAUUCAUCAGAAAUUGAUGACUCUGUUCAACAGAAAACAGAGGCAUCACCCAAGUUUUCUGAGAAAACAUUUGUUUCCCAUGAGAAUUUAAUAGAUUUCGGUAAUGAGAAAGUCCUCAUUGAUGACAAAACUCAACUCCCACCAAUCAACACUGAAGAACUUCACGAAAGCGAUUCAGAUAUUGAUUCAUCGGAAACUGAUGAUUCUGUUCAUCAUAUAACAAAGAACCCAUCUACAUUUUCUGUGAGAACUCGUGUUUCCUAUGCGAAUUUGAUUGAUUUUGGAAAUGAACAUGUCACAAUUGAUGAACAAAUUCAAACCCGAUCUAUGGAUGUUGAAGAACUUCAAGAAAGUGAUUCCGAUAUUCAUUCAGUUCAUGAAGAAGAUGAUGUUUCAAUCGGAACAGAGAUUCCAGUUUUGGAUGCAUGUGAUGAGAUCAAACAAGAAGAACAUUCAACAAAUUCUAAUAUUUUGCAUUCAGAUCUUGAAAAUGAUUCCGAGGAAGAGAAAGCUCCGGAAACACCGUCUUCAAUUCAUAGCCUAAACCCACUCCACAGGAACUGGUUGAUUCCCGAGAUGAAAGAAUCGGGGGCCGAAGAUUCAUUUCAUGGAAGUACAAUGAGUGAACCUGUGAACACCGCCGAGAAGUUGAAAUCGGCUUUAAAAGCCGAGAGGAAAGCCUUACAAGAGUUAUACACGGAAUUGGAAGAAGAGAGGAAUGCUUCGAUGGUGGCCGCUAAUGAGACCAUGGCAAUGAUAAACCGGCUUCAAGAAGAAAAGUCGGCCAUGCAAAUGGAGGCGUUACAAUAUCAACGAAUGAUGGAAGAACAGUCGGAAUACGAUCAAGAAGCUUUACAACUCUUGAAUGAACUUAUGAUGAAAAAGGAAAAGGAAUUGGAAUUGUUCCGAAAGAAAGUGUCGGAAUAUGAGUCAAAAGAGAAGAGUAGGGUUUUGCGGGGGAGUACGAAAACGGGGACAUCAUCGAUUUCUUGGAGUCACUCUGAGGAUGACGAUGGAUUGUCGAUUGACUUAGAGGGGAAUCAAGAAAGCCAACAUCCGAAUCAAGAAAGUCAACAUCGAAAUCAUCAAAAUACCCCGAUUGAUUCGGUUUUGGACUUGGAGUCAUCGUUAGCGGACUUUGAGGAAGAAAGGGUGUCGAUCCUCGAACAAUUGAAAGUUCUAGAAGAGAAGCUUUUCACAUUGAGCGAUGAAGAGGAUCGACAUUUUGCUAACACAACAGUAACCGAGGACCAUUACGAAGAGAUUGGAAAUUAUGGUUUCAGUGAACAUAUUGUCGAAUAUACUGCAAAUGGAAUCGGGAAAAUUGGAAAACAAGCAAUGGUGAAGAGACUUCUUCCUCUAUUUAAUGUGAAUAGUACGUUGGGCGAAGAUGGUGUGACGGUAAGAAAUGGAUACGAAAACGGGUUUUAUUCCACGAAGUUUGAAGACACGGCUGUCACACGAUUUGAACUUGAGAAGAAGAGAAUUGAUAUGGAAGAGGAAGUGGAUCAAUUGUAUGGAAGGUUACAAGCCCUAGAGGCAGAUCGAGAGUUUUUAAGACAUUGUAUCGGGUCUAUGAAUAAGGGUGACAAAGGAAUGAAACUUCUUCAAGAAAUUUUAUAUCAUUUACGAGAUCUUCGAAAUGUGAAUAUUCGAGCAAAGAACUAUACCGAAAACGCCCUCCUAUGAGCCCCUACAAACAUUCGAACGGGGUGAAAGGUGGUGCAUUGUGAAGUUGAGGUCCACGGAGGCUUAUUGUUGUGUUGUGGUUAUAUAUGCCUUUGUACUAUUAAUGUGGUUUCAAAAGCAACCCAAUUUUUCUUGAGAGCUUUUAUGUCCAUUCAUCUCUACUUUUGAAGGGGAAAAGGAGGAUGAUGGUCCAUGGUGUGUAGGCUAAUGAGGUUUUAGAAGAAGGCAAAACUGCAAAAAAAUUACCAUUUUUAGGAUGAUUUAAGUUCACAUCACGCUAAGUUAGUUUGUACUAUGUGUAUUAAUUAAAGCAUGUAUGUAAUACUUGGUCGCAUUCGAAUUCGUUGGAGAGGGUUAGGUAUAGGAAUAUUUUUUAUUUUUUUUAUUUGUCUUUGGAGUAAGAAGAAAGGGCAAGGGGUCCUAUUCCUCAUAUUUUAUGUGUCCUUUUGAAAGUAUAUCCAAGUUUGGUGUUUUGACUAGAAUUAACUAUAUAUAUAUUAUAUGCAUACUCAUCAUU
Messenger RNA from Lactuca sativa (garden lettuce), 3683 nucleotides. Its product is annotated as myosin-binding protein 2. The record is from RefSeq and is a predicted model, not a curated record. Gene Ontology annotation, molecular function: myosin binding. Lineage: Eukaryota; Viridiplantae; Streptophyta; Magnoliopsida; Asterales; Asteraceae.